GUGAUGAUAGGAAAUCAUGCAAACAUUUUGAAUUUGUUCAACUCUCCUCCAGGCAUUUGAACGGCGAUACAGCAUGUCCGAGUUCCAAGACGCUCUGUAAUCGUCGGAUCUGAAGAGUGUCAUAUAUUACGAACGAAAUUGCACCGCGAUUCGAAUUACGCGGAUUUUUAAGGAUAUCUGCCUUCGCGCUAUAAUAGUGCGUAGGUCGCAGACUACCUGUAUUUGCAUACUUCCAGGCGUUAGCACGCCUAAACAUAAAACAACAUAAAAAACGAACACCGACUAGUAUAUUACUACGAUCAUAACUAGUUUUGCCUUAUGCCAAUAAUUUAAAUAGCUCAAAAUAUUACAAAACAAAAAUGUUUGUCCAACAUUUCAAUAGAGACACAACAGAUAAUCCGAUGCCUUUUGCUUACGUAUUUUGUCCUUUACUUCAAACCAGAUUGAACCAGUGUGCAACAAAUUGACACGCGAAUUGCAUACAUUAGGCGCUUAACAAAUUUCAAACAUGCAAGACGGUUAUCUCAGAAGGUUUUACUCAUUAUGGUGUACAUUUCAAAUUAAUUUAAAUCACUUUACUACCUAUGUGAAAUUUAAAUUAACCUUUAAUUACCUUUAAUUAACGCUGUCAAAAGCGUUUUUGAACAAGUCUUUAGAUUAAUCAUAUUAGUGAUAAAUGUGAUAGUCGUUCCGAGAUAUACAUAGGCAAAUUUAUCAAAAUUCCAUUUCAUUUCAAUAAGCUUAUCAGUGUGUCAUUAAGAAACCGAUUAAAAACAUCGUUUUUUACCUUAGGAAGACCUCUUGAAAGGAUUUUUUUCGCAACCACUUUCUUUCUGUACAUUAAACUGAAGAAAUGUUCAGAGAUUAAAUCAUGUUCCGAAUGGUAAGUAACUCAUCCACAGGUUAAUAGUGCGAUAGAGUAUCAUCACAAUAGAGCUUUAGAGCUAAAAAUGCGUAACCCGAUUCAGCUGUCCGUUCGGUUUACUCUCUCACCCCCCAGCAUCGAUAGCGGUUCGAACCAUUCUCACGGUGUUCGCUGUUUGCACGACGUUGAGUUCCCUUAUCGUAGUAUCGAUACCGGCACAACAGAUAAGAAGUUUGGUGGAUGUCUCGAUCAACAAAUAUUAACUUACCAGUCAGUCUGACCAGUCGAUGGGCAGGUGUGAACGUCACGCCACUAUUGCCGUUUUACGAGGUGUCACAACGUUUUCGGAACCCUUCUUACUGUGGGCGCUUUAAAAUGUGAAAUGUCUCGUUGAGUCACACGCGAUAGAAUUUGGUGCAGCAAGUUGAAAGAAAAAUAAUAAGUCGAUUCUAAUACCAAUUUUACAACUCCCAGUUUCGGUUAAGUGAAUGUAAGCGUGAUCCGUAAACAUGACGCUGCCAACGUAUAAUGUGUUCCGGCCCUUCGCCAUCUUUGCUGGUGUGUUUAGCAUUUUUCAAUCUCUAAUAUGGAUCGGAUUUGCGAUUACCGGCAUCAUCGCUUAUUAUUGCGAUAUCGACUUUUCCGGCCAAACGGAAACGAUGGGAUCGCUGCUAACGUUAACAUUCUUUAACGUCUAUUUCCGAGGUACUUGCGACCAGCCCGAUAUUCCACUGAUUGAUAUGUCACUGGUACAGCCGUUAAACCUAAUGCCACCAGGAGAUGUGCAUGCGUUCGUGUGGGUCUAUCUGAUCAUUCAUCUGUUUUGGGGCAUCAGCGCACUGACACUACUCACAAAUGCACGACAAAAGUAUGUGCGAUACAUAAACGUGUUCCUGUACAUAUGGAUCAUCAUAACCAUGAUCAUCAGUGUGCUGGAUCUGGCAUUAGGUAUACUGUUUGCCAUUGAUUACGAUACGAUAGUGCACGCACUGUUCGAGUAUCCGUUCGGAGUUGGACAGGUGCUACCCUCGGUACAGGUGCUUGCGACCGCAGCGCAUGUUUCCGGCAUUAUGAUGGUGAUGGCGUUCCGUGGUUGGAUCUUCUGGAUUGCCAAUGUUUCGCUGGCGAUCUUCAUGUUUACGCAAACGUUUAAGAUAUACGAUUACAACCAGAUGCGUCGCAAGCAAAGCAGCGGCACUGCAAAUGGAGGUUACGUACCGGAGGGUGAUACGAUGCGACGUCCACCAAUCGAUGCUUACGAUAUGAAUCAACCUAGAACGCAAACGUUUGCACAACCAGCCCCGUCUGCUGAGUACCGGAGACCACUCGAACGGAUCAGUGAAGGGCCCAUUGCGGUAGAAUCGCCCGUACCACCCCAACCGGACUGGAGUCAGCAACGUACGUUCGAACCGAAACCAACCGUAGUGAUUAGCCGUACGCUGGAACCACUGGCAAGACCGCAGUCCAACGAACCCGAAGAACGUAUGGACAAUCGGCCAAUCCCGCCACCGCCACCACCAAAGAACUUCAUGAACACGGUCGUCCGGCGGGAUGUUGCCGCGGCUAAAGUAGCGCGGGAGCUCAACUAUCGUAACAGCUUUAACGUGAAUAACAACGGAAUUGCCGCCGUUAAUUUACGCCCCACCGGGUUGAACCUUACCAACCCGGGACCGCUGAACAGUGACGGGGACUUACCGACGCCCAACUAUAGUCCACCGAUGCCCCGAACGAAUCCGUUCGAAAACCGGCCACCGUUACGGUCCGUGCUGCGAAAUUCUAGAUUCCAGUAGCUAUUGUAAAGGACAGACAGGUUCUGCCCCACGUGCCAAGUAUUUGAAUGUAAGCUUCCAUAAACAACCCACUAGUCGAUAGUUAAAAAUAAUGAAUAAAGCUGCUUCCUACCCAUCGUAUGUUCCACAUACCAAUACCAA
This is a messenger RNA of Anopheles funestus (African malaria mosquito), 2796 nucleotides long. RefSeq lists its product as uncharacterized. The record is from RefSeq and is a predicted model, not a curated record. The coding region runs from base 1375 to 2655 and encodes 426 amino acids. NCBI's taxonomy places the organism in Eukaryota, Metazoa, Arthropoda, Insecta, Diptera, Culicidae. The transcript has 7 exons.